Molecule: messenger RNA, 3239 nt
Organism: Python bivittatus (Burmese python)
Lineage: Eukaryota; Metazoa; Chordata; Lepidosauria; Squamata; Pythonidae
Source: RefSeq, a predicted model, not a curated record
UAAUGUCGACCACACUCGUUGAGGAAGCUGAGAACCAACUCAUCUGCCCGGAGGCCUUCUGGGCUGCUGAUAGUCUAGGUGGGCGAUCGUUUUUUGAAGAAAUGCAGCAUCGUUGCCCACUGGCAGCGUUUGUCUUGCUCAUGCCAUAGCAAAGUCUUCCUCAAGCGCAGCUCAACUCCUGGCCCCCAGGUGGACGUGUCCAGGUAGCUUUCUCUGUAGCAGGACGCAAGCGGUCUUCCUCCGUUAUCUUCUUUCAACUUCCCAGUCUAUCCUCCAGCCCUGGGGUUUCCUGGUGGUGUCUCAUCCAAGUAUCAUCCAGUCUCAGGCCAGCCGGUGCUGGCACGUGCUGUGGCUGCUCUGCCCGGGCCCUCGGCUACACUCCUCCUUUCAGAGGAGAACUUCGCUCCGCUCCUUUGCGAUCCCACCCCUCAUCCAGCCCCGGAGCCCGUGAGAGGGGCAGCCAUUUGGAGGCAGAGACGGGCGAGGUGGGGGUUGUGGUGGCAGCUUCCCCCACCUCUCCUGACCCCACUGAGCAGCGACCCCAGGCGGCCUGCUCCGGCCAACCUGCUGCCUGGGGGUGGCCCCUGCCUGCCCUCCUCCAGGCAAUUAAUUGGCCAGCCACGUGGCACGGGGAAGCGGCGCCCCGUUAUCUCGCUCAGGCAGCCAAAGAUCUGGGCCAGCCGCUUUCUUUCUGUUUCUGGAGUUUGCCCUUCCUUGGUCUGCCCCCGCCAUUACCUUGCUCUCAGGGCCACCUUCUCCCCCACGGGCCUUUCGCUUCUGGAGGUCAAAUGGAGAACCCCCACAGGCAGCACCCUCAGGUUCCUCUGCCUCCCGAGCCCAUCCUCCUUCUGGGACGCUGGCUAAUUUUUAACAGCUGGCCGGCUGGCCGGCCAGACCUCCUCCCCAUCCCCUCCUCUCCGGCUCUCUCUGGGGAUGCUCCGGCCAGAGCAGAGGUCUUGGAGAGGCCCUCGUGUGAGUCCCCCCGGGAUGGGCUCCCAGCUGCUGUGGGGCUUGGCGGCUGCCUGCGCUCUUGUGGCUGUCGCUGAGCUGCCGGGUGGAGCAGAGGGCACGGAGGCUCCCGGGCAGACACAGGGCGACCUCAGCGAGGGGGACACGGGAGCUCUCCGGACCACCCGGACCACUCAGCACCAGAAGAAGCCGUGGAGGCCUUACCGGGCUGGCAGCCUUUCGGCUCUUAGCAGGGGGCUGGUGAAGACCACGGGCACUUCCCGGGAGGAGGGAGAAGGAAGCGCCCACCGCCAGGCGAGAGGGGCCGGUGCCAGGAGAGCCCCCCGUCUAGGGCACAGCGGGGCUGCGCUGCCCAACCACAUGGCAAGCAGAGAGAUUAAAUGUGUCACAAAGCGUGGAAAGCGAUUGGUGGAUUCCUCUGGCUUUGUUUCCCCUCCGGCCAAGUGUCACCCGCAGGCAGGGUUCUUUUCUGGGACGAGGUCCGGCCGCCGCCAUGAAGCCGAUGUUCCCCACGGCCGCUGCCAAGGCUGCGGCAAGACGGCCUAUACAGCUGGUUUCUUCCUUGGGAAGAAAGGAGAGGGGACCAGGGUCUCCAGACUGUGAGGGGACCUGCGUCUCCCACUUCGUGCCAGCUGCUGGAGCCAAGAGGUCUGUGCAGCAGAUCCUCUCCCUGGAUUGGAUCUCUCUCUGAAGACCCGGUUUUGCCACCAAGCCUGGGCCCUGGUACUGCGGGUGGAUCCGUUUCUUGGACGUCUCCUAUGUUGCUCGGCUGCUAUUUUUUGUGAUGCGUGGUUUCGUUUCCUGCUUUGCUGUUUUAAUUGUCAGCCACCAGAGUCAUGCGCUUGAGAUGGUUGGCCGUAUAAAUGUAAUGAACGAACGAAUAUUUCCCGCUGUAAGAGCAUAAGAACAUGAGCCGUGCCCCGGCCCACCCAGUCCAGCCGUCGGUUCUCCCAGUGAUCAACCCACUGCCCAGAGAAGCCCGCUGGUCUCCCAGCAGAAGGCUUUAGAGGCCGUCCUGCUGCCCCCAAGGCUGAGAGCCACGGAUCCCCAGGUCUUCCAUGAAUGGGCCCCACCCUGUUCUGAAGCCAGCCAAGCUGGUAGCCACUGUCUCCUGCCUUGGCUUGGUCCUCCCCUCGCCCCCAGUCCCCCCUCUGCCACCAAAAGCAGCCUUGCUCUUCCGGGUCACUCAUGGGAACGUCUGGGUAAAGACCACAAGCGGGCCCCUUUCCGGGGGGAGAGAGCAGGGAGGGUCUUUGAGCAAAGCCAGGGGCAGCGGUCAUUCCAAGGGUGGUAAAGCGGAGAGGGGAGAUACCCCUAUCUUCUCAUCCAUCGAAGGGGGAGCUACCGUCCGCUUUCCCUUAAGCUGUCAGAGGAGAGAAAUUCAGGCGUUACAUUAUGUCCGCUCCCGUGGACAGGUUUAUAUGACUGCCAUCCCUUCUUGGAAGGGAGGGGACAAUUCUCUAUUUUUACACAGUACAUACCCUGUGGGCAGGGGGGUGGGGGUUCAAUUACACUGACCACCGGGGGGCAGUGCGGGACCGGCUUCGUCCUAUCUGGGCGUCGUCAGGCGCAGGUGGGCAAGUGGCCGCCUUUAGCCUUCCCCACAUCCUUGGGGCCAAAGAGCAGCUCAGAACCAUGGGAACAGUUACCCCAAAGCAGACAACGGUGCAGCUGAGUGACCCUAACCCGAAAAAGGCAUCAGGAGGGCCCGGCUGGAGUUACCUUCCGUUGGUGAUUCUUCGGCUUCUCUCUCUAACAGUCGCUGGAAUCUUUCCUGCUGCGGAGUUGAGAGGAAGAGACGGAGGGAAUCAGGCGAUGCUGCUGCUGCUGCUGCUGCUGCUGCUGCUGCUGCUGCUGCUGCUGCAAGAUCACUGUGGGCACGGGGUCCAUGCGCCCGCUUGGCCAAGUCCGAUCUCCGGGAACCAGCCGCCCUCCGCAGCGCACAGCGCCACCCGAGAUUCCCUCCGGGGCAGAAGCAUCCCGUUAAAGGCUUCAUCCUCAUGUUCUCAGGGCUGUCUGCAGGGUGGGGUCAAAAGUCAAGAUGGUGGCCACCACAGUGCAGUCAAAGCUCUGGACACUUCUUAUGUGCAUCGCCGCCAUCUUGACUUUUUUGACCAUGCCCUGCAGAACCCCUAUCCAUUCUCAAGGUGUGCUUCAAGACAUUUUAAAACAAAAAAGUGUUUCUCUUAAACUUUUACAGGUUGUAUCUGGCCACCUCUUAAAGUGGUGAGCUUUUGAUUUUGCUGUUAAAUAAAAAGCGUCAGUCCGCA